Messenger RNA from Amaranthus tricolor (Joseph's coat), 1506 nucleotides. Its product is annotated as probable protein S-acyltransferase 16. Gene Ontology annotation, molecular function: palmitoyltransferase activity. The transcript is spliced from 7 exons. The coding region runs from base 76 to 1014 and encodes 312 amino acids. The record is from RefSeq and is a predicted model, not a curated record. NCBI's taxonomy places the organism in Eukaryota, Viridiplantae, Streptophyta, Magnoliopsida, Caryophyllales, Amaranthaceae.
AUUAUUUUGCUCAUUUAUUACCAAUUUCUUAAAAGUUGGAUAAGGAAGUACGUAUGACGGUGUGAGUUGUCAAACAUGGAAACUCCACCAAAUCUCCACCUACGCCAUUCUCCUUCUUUCUACAAUCUCACUUUGGUAAGAAUGAGCAAGAACAAGAACGAGAACCAGAAGAAAUGCCAAAUUACAGUUCCAAUACUAAUGGUGGUUUCAGCAAUCUUGUACAUCUACUUUACUACUAUCUUCGUCUUUAUUGAUCGCUGGUUUAGUCUUUCUACAUCUCCUGGCAUUUUCAACGCCCUCGUUUUCACUGCUAUUUCCGCCAUUUCUACUUUCAACUAUGUUCUUGCAGUUUUUAGGGAUCCUGGUCGAGUUCCUUCUUCUUUCAUGGUUGAUAUUGAAGAUUCUGAUAAUACCGUCCAGGAGGUUAAGCGCAAGAGUGGUGACUUGAGAUAUUGCCAGAAGUGCUCCCAUUAUAAGCCUCCACGUGCUCAUCAUUGUCGAGUUUGCAAAAGAUGUAUUUUGCGGAUGGAUCACCACUGCAUCUGGAUUAACAAUUGUGUAGGCCAUGCAAACUAUAAGAUCUUUUUUGUCUUUGUGCUUUAUGCUUUGAUAACGUGCAUGUACUCUGCAGUAUUGCUUCUGGGUAGUAUAGUAAGCAACAUUGUAAAGGAUGAAUCACAGAGUGAAGGAUCAUCAAGAACUAUAUAUGUGGUAUCAUGCCUUCUUAUUUUCCCUUUGACUAUAGCACUUUGUGUACUUUUUGCUUGGCAUAUCUACCUCACUCUACGGAAUAAGACUACCAUUGAGUAUUAUGAAGGAGUGAGAGCUAUGUGGCUGGCAGAGAAGGGCGGAGAGGUUUAUAGACAUUCUUAUGAUCUAGGUGCUUUUGACAACCUAUCUUCGGUUCUUGGUCCAAAUUUCUUUAGUUGGAUAUGCCCUACCACAGGCCACAUCGGUUCAGGUUUACGCUUCCCUACAAUAUAUGAUAAGCUUACGGGACCAUUAUCAGAAUGAGAGGAAAUUUAUUUAGAAAUUUUGCCAGUAAGAAGACAUUCAGUUGAUUCAGGGCAGUGCUUGAGUGUUUUGUUUGUCAAGUUUGAGUGCUUCGCCAAUAUUGACUGGUGCAGUUGUCGACCAAUGUGUUCGAACGGUUUUGGUGUCAAUGUACAUGCAAAUUGUAAGUCCCACAGUACAGAUAAGUCAAAUUUAUUCCAAAGGUAAAUGGUUUUUCUUGUGGAUAGGCUAUGGUGAAAACGCUCGAGGUUCUCGAGUCACGACUCACGAGACUUUGGAAACUAGUCUUGGAUUAUAGAAGUAAGACGCUGCACAACUCGAGCUCAUAACACAGCUCAAGUCUUGCUUUAUGCACUUGGAUGAUUCGAAUGAUCUACAAAUUUGUGACCUUAUUGUAAUACUAGAAAAUUGUAAUAUAUCAGGUAUAUUUGUAAUCUGUAAUGCAAUGGUCAUGUGUUCAGUUUUAAGUUAUAUGAUGGAUUUUUAGCUACA